UCCUAGUAAUCUCCGAAAGCUUCGCCGCCAAUAUCUCAAUCCACAAGGACUCCGAAACCAAACACCCCAAAAACAAUCAGCCUCCAAAAUUAUUCUCCUUUUUUCUUUUUUUGUUUUUGUCCAAAUCAGAAAAUAAAAUAAAAUUCAAGAAAAGAACACAACCCCAGAUAAAAGAAUCCACCUCGAAACUCUUGCAUCGGACCAGAUUUGUUCAUAUUUUCCGGCGGGUUUUUCCGGUCAGUUUGGCCAUCAUAUUUCUGGUGCCUUCUUUCGCGACUCCGUUCGCGAUUUGAAUGCAUUGGAAUCUCGGGUUCAACGAAUGAAUGUCGGACUAUGCCACUAGUUCCUUGGUCGAUAUGGGAAAACCCAAUAACGCCGCCGCCGCCCCCACUGCCACCGCCACGCUCGACACCCUAUCCUCCGCCCCCUCCCCGGACAACUCCGUCAAGAACGAUAAGAAAAAAAGGUCCAUUAUCCCAAAGAUUUUCAGCUCAAAGAGAACCGACAAGUUAAACACAGACGAUGAUUUGUUUCAAUUAGAGUACGGCGACGGCGCUGUUGAUAUUGGGAAGGGAAUUGCAAUCAGAAGAAAAGCUUUCUUGGAGUCAUCCCCCACCAUAAAAAAGAGCUUCUCAGAAAGAAAGGCAAGUUCAGAAAUCCAAGGCUUGAAUCUUUCAAACUUUGAUCAAUCUGUGACUCUACCAAAUGAAACCAAGAAUUUUCGGAUUUUUGUAGCGACGUGGAAUGUUGGUGGGAAAACUCCGAACAAUAGCAUCAACCUUGAAGAGUUCUUACAAGUGGAAGACACGACAGACAUUUAUGUAAUUGGGUUUCAGGAAAUUGUUCCUCUGAAUGCCGGAAACGUACUUGUUAUAGAAGACAAUGAACCUGCAGCGAAGUGGCUUGGUCUAAUAAGCCAAACCAUAAACAAAACCAAGAACAAUGACUCCAUUAAUGGUGGCUCUGAUAAUUCAUCUCAUGGCUCAAAAGCUUCAAAGGAUUCAAAGUCUCUGCCUUUCUUCCAAAAGCCAUCGUUAAAGAUGCUGAGCAGGAACCUGAGGCCGAUUGAUGGUCGGCUGCUGAAGGCCUGCAACUGCCCAAUUGAAUUGGGAUCGAAAGAGAGGAGAUUAAGGAAGCUCAACGACGACCCGACAGCUGAUUUUGACUCCAUGAUCUCACCGGAGCUUCAUAAUGAACAUGGAAGCUUAAUGAUGGAUCGAUUCAUUUCAAUUUCAGAACUUGCUUCAGCAAAAACAGGGGAUGAUGAUAUGCGCUACAAGCUCAUAUCCAGCAAGCAAAUGGUGGGUUUGUUCUUGUCGGUUUGGGCUCGACAGGAGCUCAUCCCUCAUAUUGGUCAUCUUAGAGUCUCCACCGUUGGAAGAGGCAUAAUGGGUCGCCUCGGAAACAAGGGAUGCAUAUCGAUUAGCAUGUCAGUGCAUGAGACAAGCUUUUGCUUCGUUUGCAGUCAUUUGGCAUCGGGAGAGAAGGAAGGGGAUGAACUGAGAAGAAACGCCGAUGCAGCUGAGAUACUCAAAAGCACGCAGUUCAACAAGAUCUGUAAGAAGCCCAAUAAACGAGCCCCUGAGAAAAUAAUGGAUCAUGACCGGAUAAUCUGGCUGGGAGACUUGAACUACCGGUUGUCAUUGAGCUACGAGGAAACCAGGAUUUUAGUAGAGGAUAGUGAUUGGGACAAACUCCUAGAACGGGAUCAGUUGAACGUUGAGAGAGAAGCGGGAAGAGUUUUCAGUGGGUUCAGUGAGGGGCGGAUCCAUUUUGCACCGACAUACAAGUACACCCAGAACUCAGAUUCGUACGCCGGGGAGAGCGUGAAAUCGAAGAGGAAGCGGCGGACGCCGGCAUGGUGCGACAGAAUACUGUGGCGAGGGAAUGGGAUGGAGCAGGUGUGUUACAUUCGAGGGGAGUUGAGAUUUUCGGAUCACAGGCCAGUAUGUGGAGUGUUUAGGGUGGCGGUGGAGUUGAGGAACAGAAGCAGUAAGUUCAGGAAAGGGUACUCAUGUGCGGCGCCAAGGCUGCUGCAAUUUGAGGAGUGUGUGAUACCCAAAAGGCAUAGCUUCUAUGAAUUCUAAAGCUUUUGUAUAUUUCUUCUAUGUUUUUCUUCCCCUUUUCAUUUUAGAUCAAAACCUAACCAACCUAUUCAAUUCAUUCUUUCAUUCUUUCAUUUUGACCAACGCUUAUGAAAUGCAAUCCUAAUCUCCAACUUCAAAUGCAAA
Molecule: messenger RNA, 2231 nt
Organism: Cucurbita moschata (crookneck pumpkin)
Lineage: Eukaryota; Viridiplantae; Streptophyta; Magnoliopsida; Cucurbitales; Cucurbitaceae
Product: type I inositol polyphosphate 5-phosphatase 5-like
Exons: 10
Coding region: 324-2087 (587 amino acids)
Biological process (GO): phosphatidylinositol dephosphorylation
Molecular function (GO): phosphatidylinositol-3,4,5-trisphosphate 5-phosphatase activity; inositol-polyphosphate 5-phosphatase activity; phosphatidylinositol-4,5-bisphosphate 5-phosphatase activity
Source: RefSeq, a predicted model, not a curated record